Molecule: messenger RNA, 1934 nt
Organism: Humulus lupulus (European hop)
Lineage: Eukaryota; Viridiplantae; Streptophyta; Magnoliopsida; Rosales; Cannabaceae
Product: receptor-like protein EIX2
Exons: 2
Coding region: 590-1699 (369 amino acids)
Molecular function (GO): protein binding
Source: RefSeq, a predicted model, not a curated record
AAACUUGAUAAAUUUCAAAGCAAGUAACAAUAAGUUGAAUGGUACUUCAAAAGAGAGUAUUGGUGUGCUUUCUUAUCUUGAGUUUUUAGAUGUCUCUUCAAACUCUCUUGAUGGGAUUAUCUCUGGAGUGAACCUAAGGUGUCCCAAAUUGAAGAGACUGUAUUUUUCCUAUAACUCAGCCUUGAGAUUGAAAUUCAACUCCAAUUGGGUUCCCCCAUUUAAGUUGGAAACCAUAUUCCUCAUAUCUUGCAAGUUAGGUCCACAGUUCCGUAGUUGGUUGCAAACACAAUCACAACUCUCCUAUCUUGACAUUUCAAAUUCUGACAUUUCUAGUGCUGUUCCUAAUUGGUUCAGUAAUAUAUCAUCCAAUUUGGAGUACUUAAAUAUGUCUUUCAAUUUUCUUUAUGGCACCUUGCCACAUUUUCCAUUGAUGGGUGCUUAUACAGUUGAUUUGAGUUUCAAUCAAUUCAAUGGUUCUAUUCCAUCUUCUCUCUCCAAUGCAACCCAUUUAUAUCUCUCCAAUAAUAAUUUCACUAGUUGAAGCUCUUUUCUAUGUGAAGCCAAAGAUGUGGUAACAAGAAUUCUUGACAUGUCCAAUAAUCAAUUUUCAGGGAGCCUUCCUGAUUGUUGGGGGAAUUUCAAUAGGACUCUAUUUUUUCUGAAGUUGGACAGCAAUGAAUUCUCAAGAAAGAUCCCAAUUUCCAUUGGAAGUUUGACAAAACUUCAAUCUCUACAGUUGGAGCACAAUAACUUCUUGGGACCUUUGCCUUCUACACUGAAAAACUGCACUAGACUACAAGUUUUGGAUUUGGGAUGGAAUAGUUUCGAAGGAAUAAUACCAUUAUGGAUUGGUGAAAGAUUUACUUCAUUGGUUUUUCUCAAUCUGAAAUCAAAUGAAUUUCAAGGAAACAUACCAUUGAAUCUCUGUCAUCUUUCUCAUAUCCAAAUAUUGGAUCUCUCCUUAAAUAAUCUAAGUGGUGCUAUUCCUUCUUGCUUUGCAAAUUUCACAUCAAUGGUUCAGAACACUGGCGCUACAAGUCCCAACAUUUUGAUAACAUAUGGUCCUGAUUACAUGGGAGAGUAUCAAAGUCUUGCAUCACGGGUUAUUUGGAAAGGAAUAGAGUAUGAAUAUAAGAGUAUUCUUGGUUUGCUAAGACUGAUUGAUCUAUCGAGUAAUAAAUUGGGUGGAGAGAUACCUAUUGACAUGACUCGUCUUUUGGAAUUGACUCAGUUAAACCUAUCACGAAACGAGUUGAGUGGAAACAUUCCUAAAGAGAUUGGGAGCUUGACUAAGUUAGAGUCUUUGGAUCUGUCCCAUAACAAGCUUUCUGGUGCCAUUCCCAUCAGCCUGGCACAAGUGUCUCUUCUGAAUCAUUUGGAUUUGUCAAACAAUCGAUUGUCAGGAAAAAUUCCCACAAGCACUCAACUACAAAGUUUCCAUGCUUCUACAUAUACCAUGAACCAUGGACUCUGCGGACCUCCUCUGACAAGUUCAUGUCAUGAAGAUGGAACUUUGCAAGAAGGUUCUUUGGCCUCAGCUCAUGAUAAAGAAGAUGAAACGUGGUUUGAGUUGUCAUGGUUUUAUAAAGGAAUUGGAGUUGGAUUCACUGUAGGAUUUUGUGGAGUUUGUGUCAAUUUAGUGAUGAUAAAGCAUUUCAUGCAUAGCCUAAGAAAUGUGCUAUCAAAGGCACUGCGCUGAGAAGAAAGCUUACUGCAAUUGACAGUAGAUUCCUCUGGUGAUGAAGAUCAGACUUAGUGGCUGCAAGGAUUCUAAGAGUUCAAAGUUUAAAAGCAACAGAAUUAAUGGGUCAAGCUUGAAGCAUUUGAAUCUCUAUACUGUUUUUAGUAGCUGAUGCUUUUGACUAUUGUUAAGUAAGUUUGUAAACUUUGUUUCUACAAUUACACUUACCAAACAAAGAUUAACUUUCUCUUAA